GAACUGAUUCAUAUCUUUCUAAUUUGUGAACUGACUAUAUCUUUCUAAUUUGUGGAUAACAUAUUAUUUCAUUCCACAAAGAUGGAUGGAUUAACAAGCUUGAACAGCUUUUUAGCAGUACAUAAACCUCAACUAAUUUUAUCCGGUGUACCAGAACAUUUUUGGCCGACGCUAUGCAAGAAAAUUCGUGAUCAAAUUUUCGAUUCCGGUUUGUCGUUUCAGAUGGCUCGAAUUGACUAUGAAGAUGAUGAAAAAAUGCCUUACGAUCCGGUUUGGGCUCUCAUUGCUACCCGGGAAAUGGACAAUAACGAAUCUAGUCAUAUUUACUUAAUAGAUCACGCGUGGACUUUCAAGCCGAACAGUAUUAAAAAUAACCUCCGAAAUGUGCCUGGGCUGCUUGAGAGAAUGAGUAAUCUUAUGCAAGUGAAUGGGGAAACGGUCGAAGAGAGGAUAGUGAACGUUUCGAAAAAUGUUUGGAGAUAUGCACAUACUUAUGCCAUUGGUGGAGAUGAUUUUUCGGUGGAAGACAGAGUGCCUGUUUGGUAUGUUUUGGAUGAAUUGGGCUCAGCUGUGAAUCAUAGUGAUAGUCCUAAUUUCAGAGCUGUGCCUUUCAUACAUGUACCUGAUCAAAUGACAUAUAGUUUGCUGUUCCCAGUCGAAAAUGUCCAAGAGGGUGACCGCAUUACCAGGAAUUAUGUUGAGGGACAUUUUCCUGAGCCCAGGCAAAGAGAGGCAAUGCUGAUCCCAUGGCAGCAUUAUGACCAUUUCUAUGAAGAUUUCACUCCUGAAGAACCGGAUAGAAACUACUUUCUUGAAGGACAUAUAGUAGAAACUCUUCCAGAUUUAGAAGUUUUAAAAAAUAGACAAAGACCAACUGGAAAGCUAAAGGUUUUUUCAGAAUAUAGAUUUAUCAAUGAUUAUCUGAAUACUCCUGAAUUUGAAAUAGUGUACAAUGAAAAUGAGGCUGAUAUUUUAUGGUACUUGCAUCACUAUAAAUCAUUCGAAGAACUUAGUAAAAAUUAUCCAAAUAAAUAUGUAAAUCAGUUUCCAUUUGAAUAUGUGAUUACUAUAAAAGACCUAUUAGCAAUUGUGUCACGGAGAUGUUCUGCAAAAUAUGAAAAGACAUAUAGUCACAAAUUGGAGACAUACCCUCUUUGGUUGCCUACAACAUUUAACAUGAAGACUGAACUUGCAAAAUUAGUAUCCUGCUAUACCCAAAGGCAGAAUGAAGAUUUGGAUAAUUAUUGGAUUUGCAAGCCUUAUAACUUGGCACGAGGUCUGGAUACAUACAUUACAGACAACUUAUGCCUCUUAUGUAGGUUGCCAGCAAGUGGUCCAAAAAUAGCCCAAAAGUACAUUGAAGAUCCAGUACUGUUUGACAGGCCAGAUGUAGGGCAUGUCAAGUUUGACAUCCGCUAUGUUGUAUUGUUGAAAUAUGUAAACCCAACUGAGGUAUAUGUGUACCACAAUUUCUUCCUAAGAUUUGCUAAUAAAGCUUUUGCUUUGGACAAUUUUGAGGAUUAUGAACAACACUUCACUGUGAUGAAUUAUACAGAUGGAGUUCCUUUAUACAGAAUGCUUUGUGCAGAUUUUAAAGACGAGUGGGAGAGACAGUAUGCAAAUCACAGUUGGGCUGAAGUAGAGAAGUCAAUAUUCAAGAUGUUUGCUGAAUUAUUUUCAGCUGCAACUAGUAAAAAUCCACCUUAUGGCAUUGCUAAAAGUCCUCAGUCUAGAGCCCUGUAUGCAGCUGAUAUAAUGCUGAGUUGGCAUAGGCAGAACAAUGAGACUGUUAUUCAGCCGAAGUUGCUCGAGAUGAACUGGAUGCCUGACUGUCAGCGUGCCUGUGAAUACUAUCCUCAGUUUUACAAUGACAUUUUUUCUGUAAUGUUUUUAGAUAAGCAAGUUGAAACCUGCACCAAAGUAUUGUAAUGUUUUUGGAAUUUACAUAUGUAUAUUAACAUUAUUGGAAACUACUGUCACAAUUUUUUUAUUGUUAACUAUUAUGUUAAGUGCCCAUCCAUAUAUAUUGUUUUUUUUAUCAAAAGGUACAUAUAUGUAUAGUACGAUGUUUAUGUCG
Hyposmocoma kahamanoa is the source of this 2077-nucleotide messenger RNA. It is a transcript of the gene TTLL12, whose product is annotated as tubulin--tyrosine ligase-like protein 12. Bases 82 to 1929 code for a protein of 615 amino acids. Gene Ontology annotation, biological process: protein modification process. Lineage: Eukaryota; Metazoa; Arthropoda; Insecta; Lepidoptera; Cosmopterigidae. The record is from RefSeq and is a predicted model, not a curated record. The transcript has a single exon.